Molecule: messenger RNA, 1215 nt
Organism: Lactuca virosa
Lineage: Eukaryota; Viridiplantae; Streptophyta; Magnoliopsida; Asterales; Asteraceae
Source: the annotation of a GenBank genome assembly
AUGAUCAUCAUCAUCACCACAACCACCACCACCAUCAUCACCAUCAUCACCAUCACCACCAUCAUCAUCAUCACCAUCAUCACCACCACCACCAUCACCAUCACCAUCAUCAUCAUCGUGAUCAUCGUCAGCAGCAUCGCAGCAGCAUCAGCAGCGCACCACCACCACCACGACCCCAACCCCACGACCACACCAGCAUCAGCAGCACCACCACCAGCAUCAGCACCAGCCGCAGCCAGCAGCACCAGCAGCACCAGCAGCAGCAUCAGCACAAUCAGCAGCAGCAGCACCCACCACCACCCACCAUCACGCAGCAUCGCAGCAGCACCAGCAGCAGCAGCACCACCACCACCACCACCCCAUCAGCAGCAGUCACCAGCAUCACCAGCAGCAGCACCAGCAGCAUCAGCACCACCCCACCACCAUCAUCAGCAUCAUCACCAUCAGCACCAUCAGGCAUCACCAGCAGCACCACCACCACCACCACCACCACCAUCAUCACAUCAGCACCAUCAUCACCAUCAUCAGCACCAUCAUCAGCCAUCGCAGCAGCAUCACGCACCACCACCACCACCACCACCAGCAUCAGCAUCACCAGCAUCACCAUUAGGAUACAGGAGAUCGAGAGGGUUCACCAACGGAGAGCGAGGAAUAUCAUUCAGAAACGCCAUCGCCAUCGCAUCUCCUCGGUGCUCCGUACUUUCCCGUCGAUUUCUUCUUCGCUGCUCUGCUGCUCGACGUUCCUUCCUUCCUUCUCCGACGUCCGUUUCUUCUCCACAAGGCGCAUCCUCCGUCGGUCGAUUGUCUCCGGGAGCACACCUCCUCCGACAUUCUUCUCUUUGGUCGAUUUCUUCUCCAACAAAGGUUUGUAUACUGAAUUUCAUCUAUGACAACAAAAUUGAGGUGAAUAUUGUUCAACUAUCUCUAUUAUCAAAUUUUAAUCUUGAAGGGUUUGCCAACGAACAAUUGGCGGCAUUUGAUUCAAAACUCAAAUUGAAGAACACGGGUCGGCCUUUAUUGACUCGACUCAACUCACCCGGUAAAUUGCCGAGUAAUCCACCAAAAUAAUUCUUAGUUUUAUGUUUGUAAACACUUAGUUAAACAUUUGUGGUUGACACUUUUAAUGUGUAUUAUUAGAUACAUUUAAUGUAGUAUUAGUCAAUGUUAGUAAUAUGUAUUUGUAUUUGAUAUUUUUUUAGGUUUAUUAGUUUUAUU